CUCGAUCCUCAUCUCCUCUGUGGAACCAAAUUUCUUCGCCCUUUACAAAACCCUUGUUCCAGAUUUGUAUGUUUUGCUCGUUUUCUGAUUAUUUUUCGAGUUUUGUGAGUCGGGAUUAGGAAUUAAUCCGUAGCACGACGGAAAAAAAAAAUGGGUCUGUCGAGUUUUCCUAGCCCAACUGAAGGUAUGCUACCUUUACUGGUAAUGAACACAGUUAUUUCAGUGGCUUUAGUAAAGAAUUUGCUGAGAUCUUUGCUGCAAGUGGUGGGUUCUAAUGGCGGCGGCGGUGAGGCGGAGCAAGAUUUCGACGAAGAUGCUUCAAGAACCCGAAGAGUGUCACUAACCCGGUACGAUUCUUUAUGUAGAAACAGAAGUGAUGGUGGAAGGCGGCGCUGCCUUGAUAGUGGUGGUUGCUCUGGCAGUGGCGGCGCCGGCGGCAGUAUCUGGCCUACAAUGGAGUGUUGUGUGUGUCUAUGUAGAUUUGAAGGUGAUGAGGAAGUGAGUGAGCUUUCUUGUAAGCAUUUCUUCCAUAAAGUGUGUUUGGAGAAGUGGUUUGAGAAUCAACACACUACUUGUCCUCUUUGUAGAUCCACCAUGUAACUAUCAAGAAUUGUGUGGAUGGAAUGGUUUAAAUUUGUUGGCGUAUUUGGUAGGCUGGACUCGAUCGAAAAUGAGUUUUUGUAUUUUUAUUUUAUUCAAUAUGUUGAAGUUUUGUCGAGGUCGAGAUCGACGUCGAGAUACCAAACAUAUAUGUAGUUCGUAAUAAGUUGAAAGUGUAGAAGUAGAUUAUGCAAAAGGCCAUGGACAAAAUUUCAUGAUUUAGUAUGUGGCGAGGUCACAUUUGAAUUCAAUAGAUACAAGGGAUGUUGUGUAGAUCGAAUCGAAUAUUGUAUUAAAAUGAGUGUGCGUGUCUUUUAAUUUCUUGAACAUAAUUCCCUAAUUUUCUUUUCUUGUAUAUAAUAUUUACAGCAUUAGUGUCCAGUGUGUGACAAGUUAAA
Olea europaea var. sylvestris is the source of this 998-nucleotide messenger RNA. RefSeq names its product probable E3 ubiquitin-protein ligase XERICO. The transcript has a single exon. The coding region runs from base 151 to 600 and encodes 149 amino acids. The record is from RefSeq and is a predicted model, not a curated record. NCBI's taxonomy places the organism in Eukaryota, Viridiplantae, Streptophyta, Magnoliopsida, Lamiales, Oleaceae.